GGCAGGGGGUUGGAACUGCGUGAUCCUUGAGGUCCCUUCCAACCCGGGUGAUUCUGUGAUUCUGUGAAAUGAGGCUGCUGGUGAUCCUCCUGCCCUGCUCAUGGCACAUCUGCAAGGACUGCGGGUAGGAGAAGAGCUUUGGGAUGGCGGCUCUGGCGAUGAACGUGGGCAGAGCUCCCUCCUGCUGUUCAUUUGCAGCCUGCAGUGCUUUGCAGAGCCUGUCCUGUCCCAUUGCCUUACAGGUGACCCUUUGCCAGAGGGCUGGGUUGCCUGCCAUAACAUCAGCGUAAAGCCACGGGGUGUUGGAGCAGGGCAUGCUGAGUGUGCUGGGUUUGCCCAGGAGGGCAAGCAGCUGAGAGUGUGCACUCAUCCGGGUCAGUGGGAGAGGUGCUGAACCAGAUCAGACCCCGUGCAACCUCUGGAAGGAGAGGGGUGUGCUGGGUUUGUGCUGGAGCUGGGCGUUCUGUCUGGCUUUGCUUCCAGUGCUGUGCAACAGGAAGCCUUGGGUGAUGAUGCUUGGUGGGUUCUUCUCUUUGUGUUUGUUGUCUGAGGGUUUUAAUGGGUAAAAUAGGAGUUAAGCUCAAUGCUGUUUCUUCCCUAAGCAACAGAAUAAUUAAUGUAAUGUUCUCCAUGUUUCUGCUUCACGUUUUCCUAAUAAUAUAGCUGCAAGUGACAGAUGGGCAUCUCGCCUCCGAGCGCUUCGCUGUUGGGAAUAUGCUGUUGCUUUGCUGGAAUGCAUCCUGUAUCUGUGCUUCCUCUGGCUUCUGACCAGCGCUCCUGUUCAUGCUGCUUCAAGGUGCUCCAAAAAGUCAUUUGUUGGCUUUGGAGGUUCCCUUGCUGAAGGACAGCCUGGCUGUGAAUCACCACAGCCCUCAAGUUGGCUGAGAUGGGAGCGAAUCUUUAAUUUUCAGGAUUACAUUCCUUAGCAUUCCCUCAUCUGUAAACAGGAAAAUAUUUAGCAUAUGCGGUAAGUAAUUAGGGCGAAUGGUGAGGAGGCAUUGAAGGUAUGUUUUUUCAGUGCUCCCAUUGCAAGUCCCGCGUCUUCCAUUGGGAAACAAGGCUAGGGGGUGCCUUGACCUCACAUCCUUCUCUUAGAGCUGUUACAGAGCUCCCUGGGACAGGUGAGUGCUCCUUUUGUUCCUCUGAGGAUUCCAGCCGGGCUUCUCCUUCUCCAGCAUGACAUGGCUGCGCUCAGUGCAGCUCGGCUCCUGGGCUGCAUGGGACCACGUUGGCUGUGGGCUGCUGACAUCCCUAGCAGGGAGCACGUGGCAUCAGGGUGCUGCCUGGUGUGCCAGCCCCAUCGCCACCUCACUGAUCCACUGGUGGGGACGAGGGGACGGGAACACUGCGACAUGGGAGUUUCCCAUUUGGAAAAGUCUCAGGAAGCACGGAGGAAAUCACAUGGCUUGGGAGCACUUACCUCACUGCUCCGUCUCAUCCAACGCAGCAGCUUUCAUCAAAGCAUGCAGGACCCGAACAAUGCAGUGCCAGCUGGCUUAUAAAUAAACGUGCUUCCGUUUCCACACCAGGAUGGCUUUCAUACCACAUGAGGGGAAAGGAAGAGCGUCACGUUGUUGGCUUGUGACCUUUGAGCCCCAACCACCGGGCUGCAACGGGUGACUCCAACUCCUCCGCAUCUCCUUCUGAGCACAGUCCAGAAAUGGGCACCUCCGUGGGCAGCCUCGUCUUGUUUUCACACCCGUUUCUCAUUCUGCCAACCCGCUGAGCUUGGCUGCUGAACAGAUUGCCAUGGAGGGCAUCCACAGCUGGCUGUCCCCUCUUCUCCUCCCUUCAGCCCCGGCACGAUGCUCCUGUGGGCAUUGGGAAUCCCCAUUGGGAUUCAAGUGGGAGCAUUUUUGGGCUUCCUGCAGUGACUGCCGAUGGGCUGGGAAGGAAAACGCCCAGUAUUGCUGGGCUCACAGCACCGGCUCCAUCCGCAGGGUUGGGUAAUGCAAAAGUCCUUAAUGUGCCCAUGGCUGAAUCAUGGGAUGUCAGUGCCUGAGUCACUGGAGAUGAAUGCGGUGUUUCACGUCGGUGCGAACUGAAAUGUGAACAACAGUGUCUCUAAUAGAGCAGCUAAUAAUACUUGUGCUCAUUACGGGUUUCAUUCGAUUUUUAAAGUGAAACAAUCAGGAAGAGGUUCCUCCUGCAUUGUGCGUGGGCAGGUUGGAAGUGCUGCAGUGCUGGGUCUUACUGGGAUGCUGCUCUGGGUGCAGAGGAAGGGAAACUUGAGAGGGGAGCACCUGUGUGAUGCACCCUUGCACCACGCGUGGCUCUUUCCCCUGGAUGUGCUUGGCUGGGGGCUGAGCUGUGCAGCCCCGGCUGUGGGCAGUCACAGAUUUGCCCCGUGCCCUAUGGGGAGCAGUGGGCUGCUCCCAUGCUGUGCUGAGGCAGGUGUCUGCAUUAACAGCUGAUGUUGCUUUUGGGUCGAAUUUCUGCUGUUCCGUUGCUCUGCUGUCCUCCUCCCCGUGUUCCUCCCCCUGAAAGAAGAGUUGCAGCUGCUAUUCUUCAAGUGUCUGAAGCCCAAACCAAAGCUGCAGAUCUGCAGAUCUUUGCUCUUCGAGCAGCACAGCUCUGCAAGCAUCAGCGAGCAACAACAUUGGUGAAGCCUCACUGAUGGCUCAUGAGACCUCAUCAGUGGUGCAGGGACGUGGCAGUGGUUUGCUGCCCGCUUCUGUGCGCUCACAGCCCUGAGAGUCACUGAAGCACUGAAUCUCUGUGGCUGUGCCAGCUUGUGGGCUGCCCCACUGCAAACGGAAACCUUCCAUUGAAACCUAAGGGUGCUUUACUGGUGUAGAAGAAAGGGUUGGGUGUUGAUAUGCUGCUGUGCUUUAGCAAGCUGUGCGCUCUUUGGUCGCUACGAAUGCAGCGUCAACUGCACUGAGGCUCUCUGGAAGUUGGGCAGCUGCAGAGCGAGUGUGCUGCUCUGCAGCAGGGAGGUUCUGCCCAUCUCCUCCCAGGGUGUGCAGCUGAUGCGCAGUUUGGAGAAGGCAUCCAGCCUCUGAUCUCUGAGCUUUAUGGGCCUUCGCCGGCUGGCUGUGGAUUUAAAUGGCCUUAAAAUGGCUUUUUUCCUUUGUGUCAAAACAGAGAGCCUGCGAGUCCGUCUGUCCUCAUCAGGCUGCCAGGAUGGGGCAGGAAGACGGGCUGCUAUCUGAGCACAGAGAUGGGGCCGGAGGUGGGUGGGUGAGAAGAGCAGCCGUGCUGGGAAGCUGAUGGAGGCGGUGGAAUUUGCUGGUCCGCCCACCUCUGUGCGCUGAUCCUUCGCUCCUCCACCUGCUGCUGCUGCCCUGCUGCUGACGGAGAUGUGGGGCACUCUGUCCUCCCUUGUGGUUGCAGCUGUGCUUCAGCAGGGAGUGCAGCAGGCCGUGUGCUGGCACGUGACAAGGCAGCAGAGGGGCUGAAGGCGCCGGUGUUUCCCAGGUGUGUUUGUCCCUCAGGUGGGGAUCUCAGAUGUCACAGCUGUCCCUUCUUCCUUUUGGGACCAGCUCCCACCCCACACGUGGGUCAGGUGCUCCUUUGGGUUCCUCUGCUUGCUCCCAGCUGUAAGUCACCAGGAUCCUAAUGAAUUCUGAUGGCAAACCAACGAGAAUCCAAGUGGAUGUGCUUGAACUCUGCUGCGACGCAAAGGGUCGGGGGAUGCUUGCAGCUGGAGCUGUCGAGACGGGACACGAAUUAAAAAGAAACUCUCCUAUUUUCCUUUUUAAAGAGCAGUUCUCCUUGGCGAGAUGGAAACGAGAAAGUGCCCUCCCUGCUCCUGCCUUCCUCCCUUUAGCUUUAGCAGAGAGAGAACUGACACUAAACCGCGUUUUAUUGCACGUCUGCCUCGAUGCGCGUCAGCACCGGCGCUCCUUUUGAGAUCCCCUUUCAUCUCAGAGCAGCGCAAGCUCUCCGUUGCUCAGCGUGCCAAGCUUUCUCACUCAGGAUGGUGCAGUUUGGGUUCGGGUUUGUGCCGUAGCGAAGCCCCAGCUCUCCUCGCUCCCGGUGAGGAAGGAGCGAGGGGUGUUGAUGCUUUGGGUUGUGCAGCUCAGUGGCUGGAGCGUGGCUGUCUCCUCCCCUUCCUGAGCUUCAGCCCCAGCCAGCACAGCUCUGGAAUGACAGGCAUUCCUGCGCCAGGGGAGCUGGCAUGGGCGCCUAUUUAUGAGAAUCAAGUGCCUGGGGAACAGGGAGCGGGACCCGCGUGGCCCACGGGCCGCCCCGCGGCUGCUUCUCCUCAGGCAGCUCCGCUCAGGCCGUGUUGGACCCCUCGGGUGUGGGGUGACCCUUUUGCAGGACCCCGGUGCUCUCCCGGGGUUUGGAUUCCUUCCUUUCUCCUCCCGCCGCCUCCCGGAGAGCGGCUUGGGAAGGGAUCUCAUGGGGCAGCCGCGCUUCUCCAGACCGGUCCAUCCAGCUGCUGCGGCUGAAGAGGUGGAUCACCCCCCCAGUGAUGCGGGUAUGGGGGUCGACGUGCUGGAAUCGGGCGACACCACACCUCCUACCAAGAGGAAAAGCAAGUUCUCAGGCUUCGGCAAGAUCUUCAAACCUUGGAAGUGGAGGAAAAAGAAAAGCAGCGAUAAAUUUAAAGAGACUUCAGAAGUUUUAGAACGAAAGAUUUCAAUGCGAAAGCCAAGAGAGGAGCUGGUAAAAAGAGGGGUUCUGUUGGAAGACCCUGAGCAGGAUGGUGACGAACCAGACAAGGUGAAUCCGUCUGCACUGAAGAAUGGCCACACAGUGCCCAUCGGAGGUCCUGGGGUCGGUAACCUGCACAGCCAGGAAGAGGAGGCCACGAGGUCCUCCAGCCUUAGGAAGUCAGUUCUGGUCGAGGAACCGAAGAAAAGACAUGGUUCAUCCAGCAGCCAUCCCGGUUCCGAAUCAGAGCCGCCUCAGGAGCCACAGCCCCGCCAGCCUCUGCUUCCUCCCAAAAGACCUCCCUCCACUUCCCAGGAGGCAAAUGAGCUGCAAGGAAAGGAUCCCCCACCCGCCAGCAGCGCUGCAAAAACUGACCCCUCCACCACAGCCCCCGCUGUGGCAAAGACAGUCGUUUCCACAGCUGCCUCCUCCCCAGCCCCCAGGACUCUGCCCCCCGUUCUCACCAGUGCCAGCACUACUGCUCCUACGAGUUCCACCAGCACAGCCCCUGCCAAACAGCCUCCCGUCCCCCCACCCAAACCCACCAACAGGAACAGCAGCUCCGUCAUAGCGGAACUUUCCCAAGCAAUAAACAGUGGCACAGGCUUGUCCAAGCCUUCCCCUCCUCUCCCACCGAAGAGAGGCCUCCUGCCUACCAACCCACCGGAGGCAGCCCUCCCCUCCAAGCCCCCAGGUGACUGGACAGUGUCAACAAGCCGUCCCGCACUGCUCCCGCUGCACGCGGCGCCCGCCUACCCACCGCCCUCGCCAUCCCCACCGCUGCCCACACACAUCCCUCCGGAGCCUCCACGCAUGCCCUUGCCCAACUCCACCCCUAUCUUGGACGCCCCGCGCUCCCUGGACCUGCCCAGGGACACCCCCCCUCCUCCCAAGGACUUCAGGGCCCUGGAGGCGUCGAAGCGGACGGCAGAGCAAGGCUUUGCUGAACCUCCCGGGCUGCCCCGUCUGCCCCAGAUCCCUCUGCACAUCCGGAUCCAGCAGGCCUUGGCCAGUCCCCUGCCCGUCACCCCCCCUGCCGAGGGCUCGCACAGAGCUCACUCCCUGCUCUUUGAGAACGACGGCCUCGGGGAGGACAACGGCACGAUGGGCAGGACGAGGUCCCUGCCGGUCACCAUCGAGAUGCUGAAAGUUCCAGACGAUGAGGAAGAGGAAGAGGAGGACCAGGAGGAGGAGCAGAAUUCAGGCCCACGUGUGUACAUCGGGGAGGCGCCGUCCAUCACCGUCAUCCCAAUGCUGGUGCCUCAGGUCCUGCCGGAGGAGCAGGAGGGAGAGGAAGGGAUGAGCGACUCUGACUCGGAGGGGCCCAUCCUGUACAAAGACGAGGAGGAGGAUGAGGAAGAAGAUGAAAGCCAUAACAGCACGCUGGCUAACAAAGUGAAGAGGAAAGACACGCUGGCUAUAAAGCUGGGGAACGCCACCACGGUGCAGGAAGAAAAGAUUGUCUUCCCUCGGAAAAGCAAAGAGGAGUGGAAUGAAAUUCGGCAGCAGAUCGGGACGACGCUGAUCAGGCGACUGAGUCAGAGGCCCACAGCAGAAGAACUGGAGCAGAGGAACAUUCUUCAGCCGAAAAAUGAAGCUGACCGUCAGGCUGAGAAGCGAGAGAUCAAACGCAGGCUCACCAGAAAGCUUAGCCAAAGGCCUACAGUGGCAGAGCUGCAGGCCAGGAAGAUCCUGAGGUUUAACGAGUAUGUGGAAGUAACAGAUGCUCAGGACUACGACCGGAGAGCAGAUAAGCCAUGGACAAAGCUGACGCCUGCUGACAAGGCUGCCAUCCGGAAGGAGCUAAAUGAGUUUAAGAGCUGUGAAAUGGAAGUCCACGAGGAGAGCAAGCAGUUCACACGGUACCACCGACCUUAACCUUCCAAGGGGGAACAAGAGAGCCAAGAGGACUGGAAGUUCUCUGCAUCCCUCUCCUGGGCAAUACAGCGAGGGCAGAACCUCGACCCUUCCAAGAUUUGCCUUCCAAACGAAUCCAGAAAAGGGCUUUCAGCCAGGGAAGGGGGAUCCUGUCUGAAUGUAGCAUUUCACUGGAACAAACACGUCUCGAGUGCCAUCAGGCUGGAACUGAACACUAUACCUCGUGCAGCUCAGCAAUACGCCUCUCUUCUGGCUCCAGCAUCCCUGCCAGACCGUGCACACAUGAGCAAACGGUUCCUUCCCCAGCUGCCUUGCUGCGGUGCCAGGCCCAGCUCUCGGCUGCACGUCCUCCUUUUAGGAGCAGCCCCUUUGUGUCCUCCUCCUUAGCAAGAGGAGGAAAAAACAGCUCUGGUGCUGGAGAGCUGAGGAAUGGAGAUGUGCUAGGAGACACGUGUGUGUGUUUGCUGUGUGCAGACGCUGUCCUGGCAGACGACUGACAUCAGACUCGUUGUUUUUUGGCUUUGCUUACGUCUGUCGUUACCUUUCAUGUUCUGAAUCACUACUGACCAACCGUUUGUUGUCCUGGAAGGGAAUUGUAUAGAUAUUAACAUAUGCUGCGUCUUUUUUUUUUUUUUUUUUUUUUUUUGGUAAAAAACACAAAAAAUCUACAAAAAAACAAAAACAAAAACCCAAGCAAAAUGAAAACACAAAGAUACAAAACAUUCCCUCCCCACUCUCUCACACUCGCUGUGAUGCUAAUGGAAUCGUAUUGAGAUCACUGUGCUCAUUUAACAAGUGACAGAACCGGGAAAUGACUGUUGCCUUUUACAAACUCUUUAAUUUGAGGAAGCUGUGAUCGCAGCCAGUGCUUUUUAUUGCUGCUUCCUUUCCCAAAUCAGGGUUGAACUUGCCUUGUCUCAUUUUUACAGCAAAACCUACUGGAAACUUGAUAUCACUGUGCAGGCAGGAGGUUUGAAAAGUGACCUUAAAAAUAGUUAUCGUGCACAACACAAAGGUGAUGGCACUGACGUGAAGGGAGGAUCACAGCACUGCAGGGCUGUGGGGAGGGGAAGGCCUGGCCUGGCUCAGCCCCUGCUGAGCCCUCACAGCUUCCCCACGUACAGCACGGCUGUAGCCUACAAUCAUUUGCGUUGUAUAUCUGUCUCCUCAACAGAUUUUAAUUAUUGAAUAAAAGUAUUUUAGGAUUUUUUUUUUAUUAUUUUUAUUUUUUUUAAACUGCUGCAGCGGUCGCGUUUACGGAUGACCUUUGUGCACGUGCGUGUCUCGGGCUGCCUCACGAACGCUACCGCCCCUCACGGAGGAUCCCGCAGUUCCCGCCUUCAUACUGCGCAUGCGCGCCUGCCGCUCCCGCCUUCCCACUGCGCACGCGCAAUCCGCCCGUUCCGUUCCGCCGUGCCGCUUUGCACACGGCCCGCUGCGUUCUACUCAUUGCGCCUGCGCGAUCAGGCUCCGCCCCCACUGGUUCUAUAAAUACCGGCGCAGAACAGUAUUCGCCCUCUUUUCACGGCGAGCGGCGGAGUGAGCAGGCCUGUCGCGCUGCCUCGCGGCCUUGCCCCACCCGCUGCCGCUACGCUGAAGGUUUGUAGUUGAAUGUCAGCAGCUGUGUCUGCAGUGACGGUGAGUAUGUACUGAGCACAGCGGUGUGAGUGGUGGCAAAAAGAUGAAUGUGUCUGAGGUGUGCGAUCCAACCUGGGCUGUGGAGUUUGGAGCAGUGUGGAAGGGGCUGUUGGGGGGUAUCAGACCACAUGCUUCACGCUGCUCCUCGCCCCCACCUCAAGCAGUGCUGAUCCAGAGGUGCCCCUUGUUGCACCUGGGGUUUGUGUGGUCCAACACAGCGGGGUCUGAGCCCGUGUGAGCGAGCUGUGUGUGAGCAGAGCGUGCAGGAGCUGCUGGGCUCGGUGGGUGCCUCGUUACACCGGCUGGGAGAAACAGAUCUUUGAGCAGCACCGUGUGCUCCUCCACCCAACAAGGAGGCUGAGAAGCAGAGGCAGCUGCUGAGGAAGAACCGGUGCUGGGGAGGAGGGCUGCAGUGGGAAUGCUGUGCAAGAUGGGCGCAGCAGGUGCUGCGUGUCCGUUUGGGGAGGUCUGAAUUUGCUCUGUGAGCGUUGUGAGAUGUAUCUGCAUCAGUGCCUGACAAAUAAACGACUUCUGAAACGCC
Tympanuchus pallidicinctus (lesser prairie-chicken) is the source of this 8662-nucleotide messenger RNA. It is a transcript of the gene PHACTR4, whose product is annotated as phosphatase and actin regulator 4. Gene Ontology annotation, biological process: neural crest cell migration; actin cytoskeleton organization. Lineage: Eukaryota; Metazoa; Chordata; Aves; Galliformes; Phasianidae. Gene Ontology annotation, molecular function: actin binding. The record is from RefSeq and is a predicted model, not a curated record. The transcript is spliced from 15 exons. The coding region runs from base 4138 to 6483 and encodes 781 amino acids.